UUUCUCUCUCUCUCUCUCUCUCUACAAUUCCUCGGACUUUGGGAGUCUUCUCUUUGAACUGAAAAUGUGAAAAAAACCAGCAUUGUCAGUCAGACGAGAUUAUCACUUUCGAUCGAGCUAAAACAUGGCUACUGAAAACCCAAUGAGAAUAGUCGAUACCGGUGGAGCUGGGAAGUGGGCCCCACCAAGGGGCACAACUUCUUUUGCCACGUCAGCAUCGACUAGUGUAGUGACUGAAGAGCUGGGUUCGCUGCUUAGAGGAGCGCAUAACACUAGCAGAGAUCAAAGCCGAAUAAUUGCUCCCAAUCGUAGUGGAAGUGCACCUCCGAGCAUGGAGGGCUCGUUUGCCACUUUUGGCAAUAAUUGGAGAUUACCAUCAAUUGAUAGUCAUGGUGGUGGAUUUGUGUACUUGCCCACCAGAGGUGGUUCUCUUUCGACUCAUGAAGAGGAGUCUGAAGAUGAUAGAUCAUCGCCCGAAGGAGCUUCUUCAGGUAAUAGGAAAAAGAGUGAUGUCAUCGUGCACGGGCAGAAUACAACAUUGUUUGACAGCCGUCACAAAAGUCUGGUUGAUCUUAUACAGGCAGAUUUUCCUCGAACCCCAUCACCAGUUUUUAGUCAGAAUCAAUCCUCAACAAGCCAUGUUGAAGAACCACUUCACAUUGAUAUUCAAAGCUUGUCGUUAGAUUCACAGCCCGACAAAUCUUCGAAGCAACUCGAACUAGAGUCAAGCAUUGAUCCAGUUCAUGCAUACGAUCAUUUAAAAAACCAAAGGAGGUCUCUUUCUCCACAGAAGGAUAAAUCAAACAGCAACGUUGCAUAUUUUGUUGCUAAUGAUUAUCACGAGAAAAAUGAUUUAGGAUUUGACGAGCUGAAUGAAGUACGUGUAGAACAAACUCACUCCUCGGUCGAGAUGCAGCCUCUUCUUCCUUCUCCUGGGGCCUUACCUCCCAUUUAUGCAACAACUGCAGCAUAUAUGGCUCCUGCAAAUUCAAUUUACGCGAAUUUCAGCUCGUCUGGUUUAUACCCACAGUAUAGUGGAUAUGCUAUGGGCUCCUCGUUUAUUCCUCCAUAUUUGGCCGGAUAUUCGCCUCAUACGGGUUUCCCUAUGCUGUUUAAUGCUAAUUCCGGGCAAAGUUUUAGCAGUCAAAUUGCUUCUGUUCCUAAUAGUGAAAAUAUCCCAAAAGGGUCUCCUGUGCAGAGCUUGAACAGAUUCUAUAACCAACAUGGACUAACAGUGCACCCGAAUUUUCCGUAUUUUCAACAAGCUGUGCAAGAUCCAUAUGGCUUCCCCAUGCAAUAUAGCAAUGUACCAUCACCUAGUAGUGUGAUUAGUAAUCAAGUUGAUUCUUUUGCUUUGCGAGAUAGCUCAUCUACACCUACUGCUUACUCGACUGACCAGAAUUUACAGUUAUCUCCGAGCAGGAAAAUGGGAUUUGUGCCUCAGUUUCAAACAUCGCCUCUUGGCAGCCCGGUUUUUCCGGAAUCUCCAGUUGGAGGGGGUAGUUUUGGAAAAAGAAGGUAUGAUUUUGGGUUUUCUCAAAGUUCCCCCAGAAAUUCUGGUGGUUAUUAUUCUAAGUGGAGGGGAGGACAAAUGGGUUCGGAUGGCAUUCAUGAAAACAGAAAGCAUUCGUUUCUUGAAGAACUGAAAACAAAUUAUGGUAGAAGAAUUGAGCUCUCUGAUGUUAUCGGUCGUAUUGUUGAUGUCGAUCAACAUGGGAGCCGGUUCAUACAACAGAAGUUGGAGACUUGUAGCGUUGAGGAAAAAGAGUCGGUUUUCAGGGAAAUUAUUCCGCAUUGUUCGAAAUUGAUAACAGAUGUGUUUGGCAACUAUGUUAUUCAAAAGUUCUUUGAAUAUGGGACUUGUGAGCAAAGGAAGGAGCUUGCAAAUCAACUAUCAGGAAAAAUGCUAACUUUAAGUCUACAAAUGUAUGGUUGUCGUGUUAUACAGAAGGCUCUGGAGGUUAUUGAGGUUGAACAGAGGGCCGAACUUGUAAGAGAACUCGAUGAGCAAGUGAUGAGAUGCGUUCGAGAUCAAAAUGGAAAUCACGUCAUACAAAAAUGUAUUGAGUGUGUUCCAAUUGAGAAAAUUGAUUUCAUGAUAUCUGCCUUUAAAGGCCAAGUGGCUGGACUGUCGACACAUCCUUAUGGUUGUCGAGUUAUUCAGAGAAUUUUAGAGUAUUGUUCAGAUGACUCGCGAUGUCGAUUAAUAGUGGAUGAAAUACUGGAACGUGUAUAUGAUUUGGCUCAUGAUCAGUAUGGAAACUAUGUUAUUCAGCACGUUCUAGAGAGAGGAAAACCAUCUGAGCGGAGACAGAUUAUCGACCGAUUUUCUGGGAAUAUCGUGCGGAUGAGUCAGCAUAAAUACGCGUCAAAUGUUGUUGAAAAAUGUCUGGAAUUUGGCGAUGCUGCCGAACGAGAACUCUUGAUCGAGGAGAUUCUCAUGCAGCCCGAGGAUAACGACAAUCUACUGGGAAUGAUGAAGGACCAGUUUGCAAAUUAUGUGGUCCAGAAAAUUCUUGAUAUUAGCAAUGAGGACCAGAGGGAAAGGCUGCUCGGUAGAAUCCAGCUUCAUAUCGUUGCCUUAAGAAAAUACACGUAUGGAAAACACAUUGUUGCUCGAUUUGAACAGCUAUCUUCUGGCCAAGGUUACCAACAAUUUUCGAAACUCAUCCUCGUCACACGGAACAGAAAGGAUCUUGGUGGGGAUAAGGAAUCUCCGGCUGUCGGGCCCCACAUAAACUGCAACGAAUCCUCUCGGGAUAUGAGCCGAGAUCUUCCCAUUCUUGCUUUUAUGCCUCGAAUUAUCAGAGAUCAAUUGAUCAUC
Molecule: messenger RNA, 2824 nt
Organism: Striga asiatica
Lineage: Eukaryota; Viridiplantae; Streptophyta; Magnoliopsida; Lamiales; Orobanchaceae
Source: the annotation of a GenBank genome assembly